UAAAGGCUUUUCUUUCCGGGAAAAGAUGCACCAGGACCAAAUAAAUAAGGGAGCCUCCUCACCGUCAGGCUACCUAUCACACAAGACCCAGCCUCACCUGACCCUGUCACUCAGCCUCCGGGCCACCAAAGGAGAAAAGUUCACAGAUAACGAGAGCCAGAGAAGCAGAGCAGAAGGAAAAGAAGUCUGUGUCUUACAGGUGAAAAUGGUCCUCUGGGUUGCCUUGCUGAUGUCCCACUGUUAUUUGGGUCUGAAUGGAGCUGCGUCACACAGCACCGGACUGGAAAGGAUAGAGAAAUGUGGCACCAGGUGUUCCAAGGGCCUUCAGUGCAAGCCCAAGCCCCACAAUUGGUUUCCUCCUCGGUGUCUGAACCCCGCUGAAGGUCUGAACCAUUCCUCUGUGUUCCACAACAUGAACCUUUCCACCGUCAUGAGUUGUAAGGGAAGGCAGAAGUGCUCUCUACACCUCAGAAUCAAGACCACAUUAAAACUUACUGAGUCCAUCCAUGGUGUGUCCAUCUGCACCGACACUGCGGGGAUGAUGGCCAACUGCCAAAUGUUUCGCUUCAGAAGAAUGUCGACAGGCCAACUGUCUGGGCUGCAGGUGGAGGUUGAGAAUGAUUGCACCGACAUUUCUCCAGGCCAACACAUGAAAGUAAGAGUGAAUACUGUGCCGAGCUACUGCGGUGUAACCUGGACAGGAACUUAUGACGCUCCAGAUUGCAUCAGUGAAGAUUUGAGCAGACAUGUCCCAGAAUGCAUCACUGGGAGGCUAUCAUAUGAUGUAAACCCACAGAAGAAGGAGCUGAGUGUCAGUGUGUCAGACAUGUUGGAUGAUCAAGACUACCACCUCCGUCUGUGCCGCAAGGAUUUCAUCUGCAUUGGCACAGGGCCAUAUACACUGAUAAAGAAGGGGGAACAUAUAAAGAGUGCCAUCCUCCCAUACUCCCGACCUUUGCCCUGCCUCUGUAUCGAGGGAUGGUCAGCUGUGAUGGAUGCCCCGAGAGUCCAGGUCUGCCCGUUCAAACACCGUCUCGAGGAGCUGUGGUUUGGAAUUAACUUCGACUCACUUGAAGAGACGCUAUCAUGGGAGCCCCUCUGUCCCGAGACUGCAGUGGUUGUGUUGUGUCAGAAAAGAGGGGACGACGUCUGUGUGGAUCUGGCUCACUCCUCACAGAAUGUUAGCAGAGAAAAGAUAACAUUUACUAAAGUGGAUCCACACCCUCAUCUUUGCAUGAAGUUCACUACAGGCCAUCAGUCCUGGACCAGGUGCCCCUUUGUUGACGCCAGAUUCCAAGCAUGGGAGGUGGUUGUGACGAGACAACAGGGUCAGGAAGAUGUGAAGAUGUUGUCACAGAUCACUGCAACGUUUUCUGUGGGGCUGUGUGUGAAGUCUGAAGGCUCAACUGCGUGCCAGAUCACCAACACGCACACCAUGCACGUGGAGAGACAUAAAGCUGUUGACCUGAACCUGUCAGGAGAACAAUGCAACUUUUGUAUCCAGGUGAAGAGGCUCGAUGUGAAGUUUGCUGCCACAGUCAUUCACUGUCUUGAGCAAUGCAAUCAAACCUCUUGGGACUUGACUUGGGUCAUUUUACCUGCUGCCAUCUGCCUCUCUGGCAUCAUCAUUUUCACUCUGGCGCUCCACGUACUGUUAACCGUGUAUCAGAGGAGGAAGCAAAACAUGAAUAGAGGCUGCAACUCAGAAAAGAGAACAGAUCCUGCUUCUGACUGUGUAGUCCCGGUAUUACAAACUCAACCUGCACUCCAUGGAGGGUUCCUCAUUCCCGAUUCACCACAGUGUGGGAACACUGAGAAGGCCAACCUAAUCUCUGACUGACCAAAGAACGGUGCUCCGGUCAAAGACAUUACUUGUAAUGUUCAGCAUUAAACUGUAAAGUUGUUACACAAACCAAAGGAGUUCUCUGUUGAAUGCAGUUUACGAGAUAUUUCAAAUGUUAUGUAUGUUACUGUGUAUUUGCUGGUUAGUAUGCUUGUUAUAGUUAAUGCCUGUUGUUUAUGUAUUCUGUUAGGUGUUGUCUGUUUGGGUAAAGGUUAAUGUGUAUAUUGCCUUUUCUUUAAGUUAUAAUAUUCAUUCAGCUUGCAGCUAAAUGGUCCGUUGUUGUCCUUAUUUAAAUUUAUAUUUUCAAUAAAA
Molecule: messenger RNA, 2155 nt
Organism: Anoplopoma fimbria (sablefish)
Lineage: Eukaryota; Metazoa; Chordata; Actinopteri; Perciformes; Anoplopomatidae
Gene: il17rel
Product: interleukin 17 receptor E-like
Exons: 19
Coding region: 26-1840 (604 amino acids)
Molecular function (GO): interleukin-17 receptor activity
Source: RefSeq, a predicted model, not a curated record